Messenger RNA from Amoebophrya sp. A120, 15172 nucleotides. Lineage: Eukaryota; Dinophyceae; Syndiniales; Amoebophryaceae. The record is from the annotation of a GenBank genome assembly.
AUGAAAAUUGAAGUUUUUGAAGAAAGUGGAAGUGCCGCAAAAGAAUAUAUAACAAUAAUCAAAGCUGCAAAUGAAAAUCAAAUGAAAAACGAAGGGUCUGAGCCCAUGGCCAAGGAUGAACAAACCCUGCAAAUACAACUGCCUGCCUAUGUGAAAAUUACAAUCAUCACGUGGGCAAGCAGGAGCGCAGUUUUCAUCCAUUCACUGACUGUGCGUGCGCUCGUUUCCCGGUCAAGCAAUUGUGUUCAUUCUCGCUCCUAUUGCCGUUCGGAAAUCUAAAAAAAUGAACACAUAACUUUACUGCAGUUGCCGUUCUUUUCUGCAGUUGCGCAUGUGCCUCUGCUGAAAAACUUGCAUUCGUUUCCUGGCCCCCGUGGGCAGAAUGCGGCGGAACUGUCGGAAGUGGGGCGAUUUACUUUUUGCCAUUUGCGCAAACACUUUGGGAAGAUGCGCAGCGCUUUUCGAGCCGGGCGACCGGGGGUCAGCCACGAAAAUGGUUGUCGCACGCAGCACGCGCUUUGGCUUUUUACUUCGGAAGGGCGCGAGCGUCUUCUCGUGUUCUGCCUGCGCUCGGAGCCGGGAAAAGCCUUUUGCCUACCGCGCGCACCUAUUUCGGCUCCAUCGUUGGUAGUGGUGAUGGUGUGCGUGUGGUGUUUUGUCGUUUAAGAGCGGGAAAAAAAGUCGGCGUGUUGCGCCCGCACAGGCGCCGUUGUUUUGGUACUUGCCUGCGAUGUCCUUGUCGCGUUCGGCAAUCGAGGGCCGCGGCGGGCCGAAAAAAAAAUGUUGCGCGCUGCGCGCCCGCAGACGCCCUGAUCUGCUUCGGUAGCUGCGGGCCGGAGCGAAAAACUUUUUUCGCGCGCUGCGCGCGCAGGCUCCAUGACCUAGUGUUGGCGCCACGUUCAUAGUCUUUUUUUCGCGUCCAGCAGUCGGGGCCUGGCCGAGCAAAUUAGUUCGCGCGCUGCGCGCGCAGGCGCCCUGACCUGGUACGGGCGCGAUAGAGUUUUUUUUUCACGUCCACCAAUCGGGACUGGCCGAAAAAUGCAAUUUUUAGCGUGCGCCCUGCGCGCGCAGGCGCCCGGACCUGUUGAGGGCGCGACAUUUAGUUUUUUUUUCGCGUCCAGCGAUCGGGGGCUGGCCGAAAAAAAUUUGUCGCUUGCUGCGCGCGCAGGUGCCCUGACCUCGUGAGGGCGCGACGGAAUUUGCUUCACGCAUCCACCAAUCGGGGGCUGGCCGAGAAAAUUUUUAGCGACCUGCGCGCGCAGGCGGUCUGGCCCGGUUUGGGCGCAACAUUUACAAUUUUUUUUGGCGCCCAGCAAUCGGGGGCUGGUCGAAAAAAAAACUAUCGCGCGCUGCGCGCACAGGCGCCCUGGCCUGGUGACUCCGCCAAUUUUUUUGUCGCGUCGUCCCAGCAAUCAGGGCCUGGCAGAGAAAAGAUUUUAGCGCCCUGCGCGCGCAGGCGCCCUGACCUGGUGAGGGCGCGACAUUCGUGUGUUUUUUUUGCGCGUCCAGCAGUCGAGGGCUGGCCCAAAAAAAUUCUUCGCGCGCUGCGCGCGCCGUCGCCCUGAUCUGGUGAGGGCGCGAUGGGUUUUUUUUACGUGCCCACCAAUCGGGGCUGGCCGAAAAAAAAUUCACCACCCUGCGCGCGCGCGUGCCCUGACCUGAUCGGGGCGCGACGUUCAUAGUUUUGUUCUGUGUCCAGCAGUCGGUGGCUGGCCGAAAAAAAAUUAUUCGCGCGCUCGUUGCGCGCGCAGGCGCCCUGACCUGGUGGGGGUGCGACAGAUUUUUUUUUACGCGCCCGCUCGUCGGGGUCUUGCCGCCGGGAAAAUUUAUUCGCGCGCCGCGCGCGCAGGCCCCCGAACCUGGUGGGGGCGCGACGCAAUUUUUUUUGCUUCCAGGUGUCGCGGGUUGGCCGAGGAAAAAGCGAUCGCGCGUUGCGUGCGCGCAGGCGCCUUGGCCUUGGAGCGGGAAAAAAUUUUCUGCGUCGCGCCCGGAUGUCGGAGGCCUGGAGGCACCUGGCGCCGAACGUAGGCGCCUGCGUGCGCAGGCUGCUGCGCGCUGCGCGCGGGCGCACCUCAGACCGCGCGCGGCCGCAGAUGAUCCGCUUGUCGACAAGUGUGGGGACGACGACAAGCACUUCAGCAACUGUCACAGCAAGUGGCCCGCUUGUUUUUGUGCGAGUUGCCGCAGGCUCGCCCAAGUUAGUAGAAGGGGCGAAGAGAGUAGGUCUGUGCCUGCUGGCCGUUUUGUUCUGAGAGGAGGGUCGUUGCGUCAGUAGCUCGGGCCCCUAUCUCGCCCGCGUUGGUUUUUGCGUUUCGCAUGGGGAAUAGAUUCUGGGAACCCGCGGAAUCUAUGGGGCACACAGAAAAGGGCGGGAAGGAGACUAGGGAAGGGGGUAGCGACGCAGGUUGGGGGAUCGGGAAGCGACGAGGUUGCGGGGAUGUGGGCGUCGGGAAUGAGGAGGCUGGCAGGCCUGAUCAUGAACUACAAGAAGAUCUUCAACUGCGUGCAGGAGAGCCGAGGAGCUCCUCCCAUCUCCAGGGUUCUCCAGGACCGGAUCAUUGAGGGGCCCUCCCUUUUCCAGGUAGGGAUCCCGCCUUUUUCAAGGAGGGCUCCGCUCGCCCCCGUUUCGAGAGGGAAGAAGCCCAAGAUGGAGCAUCUCGGCUUCCUCAAGGGGGGGCGGCUAUGGUGGGGCCAUCGUUGGCCUACCUGCGGGUGGGAUUCAUUGUUGCACGCCUUCUUCGAAGGGGCACUCCACUGCAGCCGGUCCUUCGGCAAGAGGCGACUGCAGGCGGCCUUGCGUCAAGACGUGACUGCAGGGGGGCACAUGGCAGGCCCGCCUGCGGCUUCGCAGAAGGCGAGGGCGGCGGGUCUGUAUUGCAGAGCUGGCAGCUUCCACUGCCAAACAGAUGUCCUCGACUGCAGAAAAGAUGGCACUCACUGCAAAAAAGAUGGCCUCCACUGCAAAAAAGAUUGCCUCCACUGCAAAAAAGAUUGGCCUCCACUGCAAAAAAGAUUGGCUCCACUGCAAAAAAGAUGCGAGAGGGGCACUAUGGGGGCGUGGUGGGCAGGCCGUUAGCCGUUACUCUUUGUUAAAUCCGUUAACCGUUACUCUUUCUUCGAUCCGUUUUCCGUUACUCUUUGAAAACAUCACUUUCCUGCAGUCCGUUCCAUCUUUUCUGCAGUCAAACAACACUUUGCUGCAGUCGCUGCCUUCAGCAUCAUCUUUUUUGCAGUGCAACUGCAAAAAAGUUUAGUGUUCGAGCUUUUAGGACACGCCGUUCGGGCGCAGGGCUUGCCGGCCUACCCGUGGCGGACCCCGGGGCCCGCCCCCGGAGUCCUUUCAAAUGAAAGCGGGCGGGCCGUCGUGGUUCGGUUUCCAUCUCGCGAAGGGGAAUUCUUCGCCCAAUUCUUCGGGGAAUUUUUCGCGCAAUUCUCGAAAAGCGGAAAAAAAUCAGGGGGAAUUUUGCGGGAAUUCGUAGGAUUGGCCACGCAGUAAAAUUGCUAAUUUUGGGGGGAAUUCGGUGGGGGAAUUUUUUGGGAAUUCGGGCCCCCGGACCUGUUUCAUUGUAUUCGUGUGCGAUUUUGGCACCCCCCCGCCGGGGGUUGGCAAUUCGCAAAAAAUUGCACAUCGAAUUAAAGACGCAAUUAGAGAAAUUUUUUUUGGUAAUUUCCCCGGUCCGGGGCGGAAUUGCUCACCAAAUUGAACAAAAAUUGUACUCGGAAUUGGCUAAAAAUUGAACACAAAUUGAAACAAAAAUUGCCCGAGUUGGCUGAGGUGUAUGAUGAACGGAGCGCGCCACCUUGAAAGGGGGGCCUUGGUGUGGGCCCAUGUUUGGCGGCCUCGGUGUGGCUUCCCCUUCGUUCCUUUGGCGCGCCGCCGCGGGUUUUUGUGUAGGGUAUGCAGCCGGGGCCUGGGCGCCGUUCCGGCGCCUCCACAUACAGAGCCUCGCGCGGCCUGCCGAUUUUCAAAAUUGCGCAAGUUUUGCGCCCAAUUUAGCGCCUUAGGUUGUGCGGCCCCGUUCGCCUGAGGAACGAACAGCGCAGCGCUUUCGAUUACAAAACCCGGAAGACCAAACGGGAUAGGCGGCUAAUGUUGAAGCAUCAUCCCGACCAGGUGAAGAGCAAGAAGCUGACGGCAAAAGACGAAUUUGCGGCGCUUGUCAACUGGACGGAAUUUGAACAAGUGCGGAAGGAGGGCAAAGAGUUUGAGUGUUUUCGCUUCACCGUGGCUAAGUGUGCCGGGACGAGUUUGAAAAAGAUAAACUGCCUGCAAACGUUCUUCCAGGUGGAAUUAGUCGGGGGGAAAAACAGGCUCAGGCUUCUGGACAAAGCAGAGACGCAGGUAUACAGGGGGACGCACGUCUACCGCGCCGGGCACUAUGAUCGCAACCUCGGGGAAGAUGGUGGCGCCGGCGGCAGCAUGGCCAAACGGCCGAAGUUUGCGGCGCUAACAAACAACAUGUCCGCAGAGGAAGUAAAGGAGCAGGUAGAGCUUUCCAUCCAAGAGGAGAGCCAAAACUUCUGGAAAUGCCGGAAAGUAGUGGAGCGUGCUGAAGUUGAGGGAGCCAUGUGCCAGAACCUCGAGGAUCGGGAUGAUGUUGCUGCCCUCUGUGGUAUUGCUUUACUAGCUCUAGCUCUACCGCUAGCUGCUGGCAGUGCUAUAGUAGCUGCUGGAGGUUUAGGCUUUGGCUUUGGUUUACUUUUUGAAGAUGGGUAUGAGCAGACGAAGACUACGAGAGCGAGACGAUGCAGCGUGCGAGCAGUUUUUGAUUUUUUGUAGACAGCGCCUGCAGAGAAGAGGACGAUCGAACUCAUCUCACAUGCGAAGAGCUUGCUGCGCUUGCUCUUGAUCGUCGGCGCUGGGUAGUGAAUAGAACAGCCGUGCUGUUGUUGCUCUUCAUUCUCAUACUCAUCUUCGUGUGAAAGUGAGUGCGUCUGUUGUUUUUUUGAUGCUCAUAGCUCGCUCUCGUUUCCGAUUCCGUGCUUCUACGUGUUGCAAUCGUAAAAAAUGGAACAAUGAAAACAGACUCCGACACUUCCGCCAGUCAACGCGUCGCGGUUCCCGUCUACGCCCCGUCCGGAAAGUCGAUCAUCACCUACGAGAUGAGAGCCCCGCCUUCGCCUAAGGCGUCCGCGUCUAGUAGUCCUGCUCCCGGGAUGCAGCAGCAAGGCGUGGCGUGCGCACCCGGGACGACAAACAAAGAAAUUGCGGCGGCUGCGUUGAACAACCUGCCGGAGCAGGAGCGGACCCGUCCGGUCCUAGUCGUGAGGCUAGGACCGGACGCGACGCCCGACAGAUCGGGCAAAAGUUUCGCGAUAGAAGUGGUUCUCGUCAGGAUGCAGAACUGCGAGACCGAGGAACUAUUGCUGAGACAAUGUGUUCCGCUCGCUUGUUCCCAUGAUGGUGGUCAUAUGAGUGCUCUCUCGGACCUGUGCGACCGCCUGGGGGACACGGUCCCACUCCCAGGGGACCGCGUCGCCGACUGGCCAGGGGACCCAGUUGCUGCGUAUGCAGUUGCCCAAGACGCCGGCUCCGACAUCGUAACAGCUAUGCGCAUCUUCGCCGAAGGCAGCGCCGCCACCAACAUAGAGAGGGCGGAGCAGCAGCAGAACGGGACACCAAAACAGCAAUGGCUCAUAGAGACUUUUCAUCUGCCGCUGUUAUGCACGCGCCACCAGGCCAGCUUGCUCGAAGGCGAGCUUGUGCAAAUAGUUACAGCCUACAUGCCGGAUUUCUUCCUCGGCCUGAGUGCGGUCGUGCGGUCGGUGAAUUUGUACAAGGGCAAAACUAUUAAAACAAGCGACCCGAAGUAUUUCAACCUACGCGCUUACGCGGAGCACCGGUGGCAGACGCUGUGCGUCACCCUGGGCGACCUGAUCAAGUACGAGAAGGAAGCGCGAGCAGUAGUAGAAAAUACAUCGGCGCAGAACAAACAGGAAGAGCAGAAGAAAACCCUCGCUAACGCGAGGAAGGCGCUCGGGAGCCGGGAGCUCAUGCAUGUCGUUAAGAGUCUCGAGAAUGCCAUGGAGGCAGUGGAGCACGUGCGCAACGCGAUCAAGCGCGACCAGGAGCUGGUCUACACGUCGGCCAAGCACACCGAAGUGAAGCGGUACACGCCGCCGACUCGGACACAGCUGGGCAACAUGUUGAUGAAGCGCCUGCUCAUUCGCGAGGGGGAUACUUUGGGGCUCUGCCUGAAGCUGGAGAUCUAUCAUCGUCUCCCCGAUAGGUUGAAACAAGUGCACAGCUAUCCCCACCAGUUCCUGCCCUGGACAAGCGGCGACAAGCAAUUGGUGAAGGAGUCGGCGAAGCGGUUUCUGAGCAUCCACCUCAACAACAAAGCUAACUUCCUGCGGUUUUUGCAAAAGAGAUACAGCAACGAACUCACGAAGGGAGCGGAGGCGGGGCAUUUGAGCAAGCGGCUGCGACAGCUGCUUGUCCCGGUGAACCGCCAAACAGUACCUAGCAAUCAAUACUGCGAAGCCUUGCAGUCCGCGCACCAACAAGAGAAGGCCUUGGCCCCCGCCAUAAAACAAGCCAGGAACGGAAUCAGGGUGCAGCGGGCCCGAACGAACCAGAAGUCGUGGGCCAAGUGGCAAGAACGCAAAGAGCAAUGGAAGAACCUGCAUGACCGGCGCCGCAAAGUCGUGAAGGAAAGAAGCACACCAGUAAAAAGGUUUGCGCGGGAGGUGGACCCGCUCAAUAAGGUCGCGCGCGAUGAGGUUGGGCGCAGGGGUCGCAUACACCCGAGUCUGGACACCUUGCUUACCAUCCGCAAUGCAAAAAGUACGACGCCACGGCUAUCGGCGAAGAACAAAAAAGGGCUGGCGGCCCGUUCGGGAAGAGCGGAGCACUGGUCGUUGCGCCGGAGAUCGCAAAAGACGAGCUGCUGGACGUGCCGCUGAUCCAUGACCACAAAAACGGGCGCGGUUGCUCUUUGAGCAUGUCCUUGCUCGAUGUGGUGCGCAAGCUCGAAACAAAGCCUGCUCCUGCACCCGCUCCCGCGCCGGUCAUGAAAAAGAAACCAAAAGCCGCGGCGAAGAAGAAGGCGAUGUGGUGGGUUAAGACGCCGGCUGACGAUAGUAGUGAUAGCGACGAGAAGAUGUGCUCGAGAAGAAGAAGCGAUCGAAAGAAGAGAAGAAACAGCAGAAACAGCUCGCCAAGGCGUUCGGGUGGUGGUUGUGUUUUAGUAAGAACGGGCGGAAGGGGAGGAUGAUUCGACUACAGGGGGGAGACGACGUUGACCAGCGGGCGUUUGCGUUCUCCUUCCAUCCUGACAUGGAGGUCAUCACCUUCAGCAAGUGGAUAGAGAUGUCGCAGGAGCGCGAAGACCUGCGGCAGAAGUUCAAGUGCGAGGUGCUGCAAGGCGCCUCUCCGCUCAUCUAUCCUUCCAGUUACUACGGAGGAAGCAGGUAAUGAUCCGCGAUUCGGAAGUCAACUGUUCGUCCCCGAAGGACACACGUACAAACUUCAGCGGGCCGCGUAUCUGCAGCAUUCGGAAGUUUGUUCCAGGCGGGAAGUAAAGGAGGUGUCGCGGGUCGGGUUGAUCGAUGAACGGAAGCAGCAGGGUGACAGCAUGGAGUUCGUCGCGCGUGAUGGGCGGAUCGAAUAUGUUGCCCGCGAUGAAAGGGCGGCAAAGUGGAAGGACACCGUUGACAUUUCUCGCGCGGUGCCCGAGUGCGGUCUGUGCAAGGACCUGAACAGCGCUUACCUCAUCUACAGGCCCGAGCAGAGGACGUGGCUCUGCGCGGUCAUGGCGAAGGGAUCCGCCGAAGCACAGCAGACAGAGUGGAAGCGUUUUGGUGCUUCCACCGGCGGUGGUGUGUAUGAUCAAACAAAGAUCAUGCAGGCGCGGAAGCGGCUGUUGCGCAGGAUCUUUCUGCUCAAGGAGUGGGGUGAUGUUCCGGAAACAACGGACGCUAUGGAGACGCUUUCGUGCGGUGAGUUGGAGCCGUACAUCCGCGCGACCAAGGACAUGCCGGCUCCGCAGGCUGCUACUUACGACGAUGGCAACGACAUCGAUUAAGCAUAAGCAGGAUUAUCAUCAGCGUCAUACUUCAACUACCAACGUUCACGAAAAAACCACGGAUAGGAAGCAGCCCCAGCUCCGCCUACAUGUCUUUCCACUUCUUCGCCAUCCCCUCGCGGUUUGCAACUGCCGGCUAGUCGUGUCCGGGGCGACGUAUUUGCGCCAUGCCAGCACUGGACUCUCGAGCUUUUGACUUACCGCGUCGACCGUUGCUUAUCUCCACACUAGGAACACGUGACUGCGCGUCGGAUUGCGUGGAUUAGUGAUCAGGCUUACUCCGUGUUUUUCUAUGCUAAUACUUGCAGACGCACUGCGACUUCGCCUGCAGCUGUGCCCAGACAUACACGCUACUUUGAUGCGCUCUCUGCGGUCGAGGUAUCUCGCUUCCGUUACUUUUUUCAAAAGUAACGAUCUGCAUAUCUAUCGCGAGCAUCAGCAUUGAGUAAGCACAGCAUAGAUCGAGCGUUGCAGUCACGCGUCGAGAUUUUGCUUGCAUACUGAGCAGCGGAGAUGGCGGCGGUGAUGUGGGAGGAAGCCGUAACUGCCAAGAUGGCACGUUCUUCGCCGUGGGUUCCGAGAGCUAUAUUUUCAGUCUUCUCUUUUUGUUUGUUCUUGAUCUUGUUUACAACAUUUCCUUCCCAAUCUCAAAACAAAUACUUUAUGGCAAGCACGUACGCGCUCACUUGACACAGAGAAGGUCUUCAAUAAUUCAUAGUAGUACUGCUUUCGUAUCAAUCGGCGUCGCACUUGAUUGCGCCGCGCAAGCCAGGAAAUAUGUGCACGGAUGUGCAAAAGCGUAGUGAUCCCUCCGCAGUUUCGCACGCAAAAAAAGAAAAAUAACAGCAAGUGCGUAGGCUACUGCGCUCCUUCGUCAUCGCGCAAGAGCGCAAUACAGCACCGGUAGGCAGCACUCUGCAACAACAUAGCGCCGCGGAUUAUAGCAAAAUAUGUAUGAUGCAAGUGUAUACCUCAUUGAGAAAUCGGCUCUAUUGGCAGGCAGAGAGAGCCUUUUUACCUGGCAAAAGUGUCGGCGUUCUGCACAAUCACAAUGCAAACGAUCCAGGAGAGAGAGCCCGAAACGGUCGGGGAAAUUGAGAAAAUUGCUGACAUUCCGAGAAAAAGUGAUGGCGUUCGUGAGCCUCCAAAGUUGACGCUCUGCAGAAUCUUCAGAAAGCACGUGUUUUGAGGUCAAAAAAUCCAAAAUCUUCAAGAUUUUGAGCUCAAAUCCUGAAGAUUUUGGAUUUUUCAGUGAAAGCGAGGCCGUUUUCUGAAGAAUCUUCAGAGCGGCGACUUUCGACACUCACGGAAGUCAUCAACUUUUCACAGAUUUCGACGAAAAAAAUGAUCCCGCUCCCGGGAAAUAUGCUCGCACAGAAAGAAAAGCGAACGCGUUUCCCCUUAGAAGUUGUCCCCUGAUCAUUAGAAGUUGCCCCCUGAUCAACGUCGCGCGCCUCCUUGUCUGGGCCUUCAGAAGUACAUACAAAAUCACAAAACUCCUCUGCACAAGAUCAAAAAACGCUGCUUCUUGCCUUCGGUUUUACCUUCGUGAUGUGCUUCUCGCACCAUUUUCCAAUGAAAAAGCAGCAGCGUGAGGCGCGAGAGUUGUAGUUAUUGUGCUCUGCGUACGCACAAAAUGGAGCAAGCGCGGCCGCGUUUCGACACCACGCCGAGCACGCUCGCCACCGAUGAGGAGUGCGAGGAGUUCAUCCGCUUGGUCGCCGACGGCACGAUCAAAAGCCACAAAGAAGUGCGCGACUUUGUGCGGAUCCGGUUGCUAGACCGCUCCCGCGCGCAGCUGCUGGCGAUCGGGCGUCGCUUGUUGCAAUCAGUGAAGAACCAUGAAGGAAGCGAGGGACUUUUUUUUUAAAAAGUCUGUCUAUGCCACCACAAUUCCGCAUCAUCUGACUUCGCAUGAAGCACAUCGCUCUUCAUCCAUCUUCAAGCUACUACCUCCAACACAGAUACAAGCAUCGCGCUCGCAUGUGUUCCCACGUGGGCGGUAUCGUCGAUGCCUUCGCCGAGGCGCGGUUCGUGGCGCGUGAGCCCAUUGGUGCCAUCGCGAAUCCGGAGACCGACACGUUCGAAGUGAUUGAUGGAGGGCAUCGCGCGGAAGCGCUGAAACAAGGCGCGAGUCGUCAUGGUCUCGACCCGGAAACCGUCGGACUGACGUACAUUGUGUUUGCAUACUCUUCAUCUUCAUGCUCAUCUUCGUGCUCGUGUUCACAUAGGAACUUGCGCCCGAGGACGAAGCUGAGCUGCAAAGAACGGCCGUGGUCAUCUUCUCCCGUGUAUUCUCUCUGCGAUUUCAGCUUCGCUCCAAGUUGUCACGCACGAACUUCGCGGAGCGUAGCGCGCUGAUGUUUCUCCUUUUCGAGUCGAAACAUGUAAAAUCAAGAAACCUAAAGCAGGUUGAUGAUUUUUCACCCCAAGCUGUUAAAAUUCCCGGCGAUCAUCGAAGUGUCCACGGCCGUGUGUAACGAAGGACAAACCGGGUUAGCGAUGUGCUUUCAUCAGAAAGCGCGCUCGUUCCGGAAGGUAUUUCUAUUGUCGCUUUUAGUUUCAUGGAGGUGCAAUCUGUGUCGUAUGCAAGCUGAACAUCGGGAGCACUUUUAAAGCUUCAUCCUGCUUGCAGCCUGUUUCUGAUAAUAGUUUGGCCUGUUGAUGUAGCGCGUCAGCGUCUCAAUACUUUGGUGACCAGUUAUCUGCUUGAUAGUACUAGGCGCGACGCCUGAGCGAUACAAAUGCCCCGCAGUGCUGCGCCUCGGUGUAUGCGAAGUUAUUAGAUUCGCCGGUCAUGAUUCGGCGUCUUUAGGUCGAAGCGUCUUCCUAGCGAUUCGAGUUUUUGCCUCCAUAGCUUCGUAGCCAAAAUUGAGCACCCUGCUACUUGCCGGCGCGAGCCCACUCAGUUUUUCUAUUUGCUCCUUGAGAAAGGCCUUCGCGUCUUUCUCGGGCUCGAUGCGCACCCAUUUUAAGCGUCCUCUACCGCCCGGAGUGUCGGCAAGUUUCGAGUUGCCAAUUGGGAUUUUGUCUAGGUGGAUGUCUCGCGCCUCGAGAUACCGAACAUCCAUGCCGCGACGGCCUGUGAAGGUCUGUAUCGUCCACGCAAGGCGAUAUAGUUCCCCGGCCCGUUUUUUGCGGCCACUGGUCGCCUCCAAGUGUUCCGCGAAGCGGUUACAGUCCUGCUUGCUUAGAGAACCACUCCGCUCCUCUCCGUCGAUGUCUUGUUCUUGGUCCCGCACUGCCACUUCCGCUUUCCGCUUUUUCGUGAUAGCGCGCAUGGCCUUCUUCCUAGCCUUGCCCUUCUUCGUACUAGAUUUGGGAUGGCGGGCCAGUUCGUUGCGUCUCGGGUCGAUCGUGAUUUGUUAGCAUGCCGCGCUGCCUUGCGGGAAGCAAGCUUCUUUUUCAUCGCAUUGGCCUUUCGCUUUGCCAUCUUGUUAGUUUCUGUGAUCGAAAAUUCAAAGCGAGUUCCUGUGUAGCACUGCCUCGCUUGAAAUGCGCCUCGUGUAGCGUAGCGCUGUAUCUCCCUCCGUGGUUGCGAAAUCAAAAACAAAGCACCGCAUGAGUAAGAGUAAGCAGAGUGCGCCGAUUUUCAAGUUCAUAGCAAGCAUGUCUACAUGGCACGAAGUAGAAGUAACACAAAGCACCAACAUAAGCCCAUCGCUUCGGCGUCAGCUUUUUUGUUCUUUUUGUCGCUGGGAGUUGCAGUGUUUGAAAGAAGGGCCAGUGGGAGACUCGCAUCGAUGCAACUAAAGCUCAUCACUCUCAGAUCCGUUUCUAACUCGAGUUCUAAUUCCUUACGUCUUACACUUACGGUUGCACUUACGCUAUUUUUUUUCCUACAUGUGCAUGAGCAUGGUCAUGAUAUUACUAGCGGCGCUGUCAAUACCAACUACAAUUUCAAUUGCAGACUCAUGCUGAAAAAGUAAAAGAUCAACUCACUCGCAUGCUGAAAAAGAAAAACUAAAGCAGAGCCGUCGUCUCGCGGACCCACCCCGAGCAGAUGCUAUGGAACCAGCGCGAGUGCUUCCUGUCGGCUGUGUGGAUUCUCUUUCCGGGUUCCAAGCGUCCGCUGCUGGGCCGCCUGCCCAAGGGGUGUGGUGACCUGUUGACGUACGAGGUGCUGAUGGACCUGAUGCGGCUCAUCAAGUACAACAGCGACGCCACUCUGUCGGCCCGGUCCGAGUGCAACAGGAUCCGCAUCUCCCUGACUUGCCAGCGCGUCCGCAACUCGCUGUUGAACCACACCCCCGACGUACCGGCUUCGCAAGGAGCCACUGGCGCCACGCUCGACGCCAUGAGGUCCCACAGCAACGUGUGCACCGCCAAGGACCCCCAGAGCAUCGGAUUGCGGCUGCACCCCGUGAACGUCGUCGAGUGGGGGCACAGUGCCCAACAGGCUGCGGAGAAGAAGUCCUGCGAAGGUUACGUUUUCAAAUUAAAGACGGUGAUCAAGAACUGCCUGGACAUGGAGACGGGCGCGUGGCUGCACUCCAGCUUCACACACCCUCCAGGAGCGGGGAGCUGCGCUUUCCGUCGCUAACAGCCUGAAGGUUGGUGACGUGUGUCGUCUGCACAUGGACACUGACACCGCGUUGGGAGCCGGGUUCGCUGGGCGGCAGAUCGAGAUCAAGAAGGGCCACGCGAUCAGCGUCGACUUGGCCGAGGUGAAGGGACGCAAAAACACCGCGCAGAAGGAGCAUCAGGAUAAGGCUGACGCCGCGCAGAAGCGGCACAAAAAGACGAAGGGCGCGGAGUACGACUCUCCCGCGGAGUUCCAGAAGGCCAUGGACGACUUGGACAAGGACUGGAAGCGGCAGAGCGAGACUCUCGAGCGUCAGAUGAACACUGCCAAGGCGCGCAAGUUUGUCAAGGGUAUGGUCACCGCGACUGGGAAAGAGCUGGAAAGCGUAUCGCUUUUUGUUUUUGAUUUACAAUUAGAAUCGAUAGCGCAAAUACUGAUAGUUUUGCUUUAGUGUUGAUUUUGUUUCAGUUACGUCUACAGUGAGUUGCACACGUGGUGACUAGUUCUAGAGUUAAGGUUAUGCUUAUGCUGUUAUAGUUUUAGUUUAUGGCAAAGGUAAUGGCGUCGGUCGUUCGCUUUUCGUUUUUAAUUGCAAUACAGUCUACAACUCCUGAUACACAGUAUCAGACUCCGCUCGACGCGCUGACCAUCGACGACGUGCCUCUUUUAUCGCGUGACUGAUCGACCCGGCCAGCGUGUGCGAAGACUGGGAAGCUCCGAGCGACAUGCCCAAGCGCUUGGGCGUCUUUGGCGUCCGCACCCCGAUCCUGAUGCUCGGUUGCAAUGGACUCCCGUAUUUGGCGCGUAUGACGUGCUCCAACUUGGACAUGGCCUGGAAGUUCAGCGGCAAUUUCGACAACCAGAUCGAAUCCAUCAUCUUCCGCCCGCGCCAGAUCGUACAACUUUUCCCACUUUCGGCAUUGUGUUGCUAUUCGGGCUACUUUUAGUACUAAUAACGCAGCAGCAUCGUCUUCGUCUUCAGCUUCAACUUCGUCUACAACUACAGCAGCAUCUACAUCAUCAUAGACGAGCUGCAGUUCUUGUUUUUGCUGCUAUUGCUACACAGAGAGCUUUGAGCUUCAGCAUCAACAUGGCGGGAAAUUUUUAAGCUUUAACAUUGAGAAGCAGCGCACAGCUGCGCUUCAGUGUUGGCUUCGAGUUGAUCCUUGACGCAGCCGCUGCUAGUUGCAGUUGCUCUUGUUUUUUUAGUCGUUGCGAGCCUACAACGAACCAGCUGCGUCUUGAUCUUCCUCUUCCUCUUCGACCAUUUCAUUAUAAAGACUCUCAACCAACUCCAACUCUGACAACAGACCACCAGCAGCGACUUGGUCAUCAACUUACUUCAAAGCUCCGGCGCCGCGCUACAGGGUCGCGGUGAUUCAGACCGGCACCGAGAAGCUGUCCAAGGAGAAGAAAAAAGAAGCCGACAAAGCCGCGAACGCGCUGAACCGCCUGACCAGGAAGACCGCUGACGAAGCCGACAAGGCUGCUUCUAAGGCUUCGAAGAAGCGCCCCAAGUCUUCGGCGUCCGGAACUGGUGAUGAGGGCUCGAGUUUGGAGAAGGAGCAGCAGGACGUGGCGAACAAGGCGCGCGCCGACUUGUUCUUCCGUCCGGUCGUGUUGGACGCGGACGUGGAGGAACAGGAGAAAAAGUAAGGAAAAUGGGGGAAAGCGCAGUCGCGCUGGUACCGAGGAGCUUGCCUUCUGCAAGGAGGAUUCUCCGUCUGGUAAGCGCAGCCGCGGACAGUCGUUUGAGGAGGCCGAGGAGCUGCUGAAACAUGUCGCCGACCGCGUGUGGCAGACCCUGAAGGCCAGCAUCGACUUGACCCCGGACGAGCUGAAGGCCAUCUGUAAAAAGGAGGCCGAGGUCAAGGGCGCGCGUGCCAAGAACAGCGCGUACUGGGGCGAGCAGAUCGCCCUGGCCAUGUCUGCGUACACCAUGAUGGACGAGGAGAACAUGGAGCGCAUGAACGACUCCGACCUCGAGGGCGGGCAGUUGUUCCUGCGUACCGGCAUGCCCGCGAUGAAGUCCGCGCACGAGGAGUUGAUGCGCCAGGCCCAGGGAUCCUCCAGCUCUAGCUCGAGUUCGAGUUCUUCGUCCUCCACCAACAACAACAACAAACCGGAGGCGUUGUUGCCGACGGAGUCGGAGGCGGAACAGGAAAAGUCGAAUUCUGAUGAUGACGAAAAAGAGAAGUCAUCUGAGAAGAAGAAAGAAUAGAGUCUAUGUUUGUAGAACUAAAAGCACAGCUACUCUUUUGAGUGUCACACUCGCAGCGGGUCGGUGUUUUCGCUACUACUUGUUUGCUACCUUAUUCGUUACAUACUUAUUGUGCCGGUAAUGUGAAUGCAAGCACGUGGCGCAGCUCGACUCGUGUUGUGGCUUUAUGCUUUUCGCUCGUCAGAGCAGAACCCCUAACGCAGCCACAUACUCGGUUGCAUUUCGUUGUAUUUGUAUGCAUCGAAAGCCAUCUCUUGUCUGGCGCUGCUUCAUAGCGAUGCUUCUGCUGUAGCUUUGGAGCUGUUGUCAGUCGUCAAAACAAUUUGUCACGACAGCUAUGCUUCAUGGGAAGGAAAAAAUCCCACUUCUAUGCUAAGAAAGGAGGAGGCAUCGGCUUGA